AUGAACAAGCUUUAGACUAUCUAAAAGAAGAUAUCUAAUCAAUAAAUAAAUAUGAAUUUAUUGUUAUUAGUUCAAAAGAGAAAUAUCAAUUACAAAAGUAUAUGUAACUAUCAUAAUAAGCUUUUUAAAUGGAGAAAGUUAAUUUUGUAAUAAAUUCUUAAAUAGUCAAAUUUGAAUAUUAAAAAGAUAUCAAUGAACUUAGCUAUGAAAUUGAAGUGGUUAAUUAAAUAUUAACUAAAAACAACUCUUAAUUUAUCAGGAUAUAUUUUAUAUCUAAAACAAAUAAUUUCAUCAUUCCAAUAAGCCCAAUAAUAGAGAUAUCUUAAGAUUAUUUGUUCAAGCAAAAAAUAGUUAAGUAGAGGGGAAAAAAAGAAAGUCUAUUAUCCAUUUUUUCAAUUUUAUUUUUGCUUCUAAUAUUAUUGCUAUUUAUAAUAGUAAUACUCACUAAAAAUAUUGCAGCUGUUAAAAUCUGAAUUAAAGUUUGAAAUUUAAUUUUAUCUUUAAAAUAAAAAAUAUAAUUUUUGUAAAUAAAAACUGAACUUUUUUAUACUGUAAACCUUUUGA
Tetrahymena thermophila SB210 is the source of this 564-nucleotide messenger RNA. RefSeq lists its product as hypothetical. The transcript has 2 exons. The record is from RefSeq and is a predicted model, not a curated record. NCBI's taxonomy places the organism in Eukaryota, Ciliophora, Oligohymenophorea, Hymenostomatida, Tetrahymenidae.